Messenger RNA from Anneissia japonica, 2025 nucleotides. RefSeq names its product YY1-associated factor 2-like. Gene Ontology annotation, biological process: positive regulation of DNA-templated transcription. Gene Ontology annotation, cellular component: nucleus. NCBI's taxonomy places the organism in Eukaryota, Metazoa, Echinodermata, Crinoidea, Comatulida, Comatulidae. Gene Ontology annotation, molecular function: transcription coregulator activity; DNA binding. The record is from RefSeq and is a predicted model, not a curated record.
ACGAAUUAAACGGAGCCUACGCACUUUAGAUGAAGGAUCAUGGGAUUGUAGUGUGUGUACAUACAAGAACAAUCCUGAGGCAUUUAAGUGUGAGAUGUGCGAUGUACGAAAAGGAACAUCAACAAGAAAGCCUCGAUUGAACCCCCAGUUGGUUGCUCAACAGCAGGCACAACAAGCUUUAGCACAGCCACCACCAACUAUCAAACAGACCACUAGGAAGGAGAACAGAAGGAGUACAGAAACAAAAAGAAAUAGGCCAAGGUUAAAAAAUGUGGACAGAACUUCGGCUAUCACAACUGAAGUAACAGUUAAUGAUAUUCCCGUUGUCAUCACAGAAUACAAGGAAAAGGUUCACUCAAGAUCUUUGAAUGCAGAAUCCAGUAGUAGCCAGGCAAGCCUUGAUAAUACUAAUAAUCAUGUAUGAACCUUUACAUGCAAGGAAUUGUGGACUUAGAAGGAGCUUUGAUAACGUAUUUUGUGGUUGAACACGUAUCUCCUUGCUGACAAAUCAUAUUCUGGAAUAAAAGGUGGUAAUUUUUGGUGAUAAUUUACUAAGCCUUUAUGACACUAAUGCACAUACUUUGUAAUACAGGAAUUUACUAUUUAGACAGUGGUUGUAACUGCUGACAAUUAUAGUAGCAGUGCAUUGAAUGUGAAACAGUUGGAAUAGUGUAAGUUCUAUUUAAAGCUUUUGGAGUUGUUUUUGCAUUUUGGUGUCAAAAACUAUGUAUAUGCGAAGUGUUCCCAUGGAAAAAAAUGGACAAAAUCACACGUUAACAUUUGAAGAAAAUCAAUAAUUAAGUUUGAUAAUUUUAGUGUAUGAUAAUAUCUGUCAUCCGACAAAAUUUCAACAUCUGACAAUUAUAACUUGCAGUGUUGUUAAUUUAUAUUGAUCACUGAGCUAUCAAUCAAAAUUGUAGAAUUUUUUUUCACAAAAAAUAGAUUUUAUGUACCGUGCAACCCCUCCUUUGGGACAUCCCUAUUAAGGGGACACCCUUAUGAAGGGGACACAUUAUUCUGAAACAAAGGGAAAUAUCUUUUUUAAUACUACGGCCAACACCUGUUAAGGGGACACUAUUAUAAGGGGAUAGGAACACUCUAUUAAUGCAGUGGGGACAAUUUUUGGGUGCUAAGUGGUUAGAUCAACACAUUUUCUACCCAUAGUACUCGGCAUGCUAGUCACUGGUAGCCAAAUUUUCUAUCAAAGAAUGGCUAAUAAUAAUAAUAGUAAUUAAUAUAAUUAAGGGACACUAUUUUUUUAGUGUAUCACUAAUUGUUUAUUAUCGUAUCACCACAACUAAAUAGACUCAAAAUAACAAUAUUUCGUUAAAAUUUAUAUUUUUGAGCCAUAAAUUUAACAUCAAACUAGAAUUUUAUUCUUCAUCCUUAAAAUCAUGGAUAUCAGAAUAGGCACACUGUGUGUGUGUUACUUUGUAUAAUCUUGUUAAUUUUUAUCCUUAUUAGGGGAUUUACUAAUUGUUUUCUCUCCUUUCUGUAUACUUUCAUAUAUACACAAUAUACUGUACCAAGGGUUCUCAACUGGUCCAUGAUAUUAGGCCGGCAAGCAAAAGCCGAAAAUAGGUACUGUAUAAUUAUAGUAAAAGCUGCUAGGCAUAUUGCAUCAUUUCAUGCUACAAUACCAAUGUUGUUUGGAUGUGGGAAUGGCCUCUAGACCCUAGCUCAUUUUGCAACCUUGAAUGUUCAUGGACCUUCAAUUAGAAUCAAUCUCCAAACUUGGACCCUGUUAAAAUGUAGUUGAGAACCCCUGGUAUACUGUAAAUCCAUACCAUAUCCUGCACCCUCUGAUUAACGGAAGUCGUUACUCUAUUCAUGAUGCUUCUACCUGUCACAGCACUUGAAUCAUGGAACAAUAUACAAAUUUUGUUGUUUUACAUUUACAUCUAUUUUAUUUUCAUAUCAUAAAUGUACUGUAUUUGCAUUGCUAAUAGUUACAAAGAAGUUUAACUGCUGUAUUUGUAACUCAAUCUUAGAUAAAUUUAAAUAAAAUUAUAAAGAAGCAUUCUA